UGGCGCAUGGAGAAUAAUAUUGCACUCCUGACUCACAUUGGAAAUAACGAAUUGGUGAAUUUAGAACAAUAAAUUUUUGCAAUCUUGUGUUAAAUGUGUCUCAAAAAAUUGGCAUAAACCCACCAAUAAAUUUAAAAUUGUCUAAUUGUAAUCCUAAACUUAUUACGAUUACAAUUAGAGUUUACUGCAAAAGUUCCCGUAAGAUAGUAGUUAAAUUUCUACGUGUCUCACGAACAUUUGCAAAAAUGGAUUCCCAAACAACUCAGUUUAACAACAAUACACUUGCCCUAGGUCCAGGGGUGGAUUUGGAAUGUCAACACCGCAUUUUGUCACUCAGACGAAAACUAAGCAAGAAAAAUGCCAAAGUUUUACAAAAGUCGGCUAACCCAACGUCUCCUGGAAACUUGAUAAGAUCCCUGGAACACACUUCCGAACCCUCACAUGCCAACUGUCGCCAAAGAGAGGAAGAACUCCUUCGGAAACUUGGACAGAACAUAAAAUUUGCGGAAACAGGGGCAAAAGAUCCAAAAUUUGGAACAAAUUGUGCAACAGCAGAAACGAACGAUCCAAGAACUAACUUGUCAGCUACAACGACAUGGCGGUCAUGACGAGCCUAGAUCCAAGCCAUAGACUUCCAACAGCCUGGCGGGCCUCCUGUCGGACCCAAUGGCUGAACUUCAUGCCAGACGUAAUAACACGGCAAUGCUGGCAUCGCUUUUAAGAAAUAGUAAUCUCGACAGUGAUGAGGGCGAGGACGACCCGCCGCAAAGGGGUAGAGUGAGACACGUUGCCGGGACAAGAAAAAACAACAAUAUUUUGUAAUUUAGAACUCAUUUUUUUAUUAUUGUUGGUUAUUACGUAACCUAUUUCCACCUUGAUAAGGUGUCUCAAUAUUUAGCCGGGAAUGCAAAAAUUCAUUUUAACAAUAUGUAGGUACAAAACCAUUUCGUGCUUUGGUACGGCCUUGACAGAUACACUCUAAAUAAAAAUAACUAAAAUUUCCCUAAGGUUGAGUAAAAAAGAGGAUGACACAACAAUUGGAUAAAUUUUACACAAGUUGAAUAAAUUUUGCACAACCGUUGUGUAAAUUUUACCCAAUUGUUGUGUCACCCUCUUUUUUACUCAACCUUGGGGAAAUUUUCCACAACUUUUAUUUAGAGUGUACCAUGGGCAAAUUUACGAAUAUCUGGAUAAAUGUUGAGCAGCAACCUUGAUACGUCGUAUACGUAAAAUGUUUAUAUUUUCACGUGGAACUUGUUAACGUAUAGUCAGUGUUGUAUAGCUACUCAUGAAAGUAGUUGAGCUACAAAUACAACUACUUUGCAUGAAAGUAGUUGAAUUUCAACUAUAUUUUCAACUACUUCUUUUAGUUUAGCCACUAGCUACUAACUACAUUUCAACUACUUUUCAACUACAUUUCCCAAAUCUCUUAAAUUUUCAUGAAUCAGCGCCAUACUAGGAGAAAGCAAACGUUCAAUAAAGCUCUAUCAAAGAAAUAUUA
Molecule: messenger RNA, 1501 nt
Organism: Folsomia candida
Lineage: Eukaryota; Metazoa; Arthropoda; Collembola; Entomobryomorpha; Isotomidae
Exons: 3
Coding region: 246-608 (120 amino acids)
Source: RefSeq, a predicted model, not a curated record